GAAAUGGGGGGCGGGCGCAGAGGACGGCGGAGCCGGCCGGACUCGGACAGCUCCGUCGCUCCCUCGCUCUGCUCAUCCGCGCAUCCCCACUUCCCUCCUCCUCUCGCAGAGCGCAGCAUCCUCUGCAGACCCUUGAUCCUCACGCCCAGGGUCGUCCCGCUCCCGUGGCUCCUGGUAAUUGCCUCCCUCUCCCCCGCCACCCAGACAACUUUCUCCUCUGGUGCCUGGGGCUAGGGGGCUGCUUUGCCUGGGAGGGUUGCUCCUGAGGGUCACUGGAGAGCAGCCACUGGAAAAAGCCUUGAGAGUCCCAAAGAGACGCCCGACACCCACAGUCUGCCCUCGGCGGGCCUGCCGUCGGGUCUCCGCACCCUUUCUUCUUUUAUACCCCAACCAUGACCGAAAUGAGCGAGAAGGAAAAUGAGCCGGAUGACGCGGCCACCCAUACCCCCCCAGGGACUGUCUCCACCCUCCAAGAAACCAAGCUCCAGCGAUUUAAGCGCUCCCUCUCCCUCAAAACCAUCCUCCGAAGUAAGAGCGUGGAGAACUUCUUCCUCCGCUCAGGCUCUGAGCUGAAGUGCCCCACAGAGGUGCUGCUGACGCCACCAACGCCACUGCCGCCUCCUUCACCACCACCUGCCUCCACAGACGGGGGUCUACCCACCCCGGCGCCCUCCCCAUGCCCAGUCCCACGCCCCUUGGCACCACUCAAACCAGUGAGGCUGCACAGCUUCCAGGAACACGUCUUCAAGAGAGCCAGCCCUUGCGAGCUGUGCCACCAGCUCAUUGUAGGAAACUCCAAGCAGGGCUUGCGAUGUAAAGCAUGCAAAGUCAGCGUCCACCUCUGGUGCUCUGAGGAGAUCUCCCACCAGCAAUGUCCAGGCAAGACAUCCACCUCUUUCCGACGCAACUUCAGCUCCCCUCUCCUGGUGCAUGAGCCGCCACCAGCCUGUGCCGUGAACAGAGAGUCCCCACCUGCUGCAGGGACCGUCGGGAAGGUGGACCCAGUUUAUGAGACCCUGCGCUAUGGUACUUCCCUGGCACUGAUGAACCGUUCCAGCUUCAGCAGCACGUCUGAGUCCCCCACGCGGAGCCUGAGUGAACGUGAUGAGCUAACGGAAGAUGGAGAGGGCAGCAUCCGCAGCUCAGAAGAGGGGCCUGGUGACAGUGUAUUCAUAGCCCCAGCAGAAAGCGAAGGGUCUGGAGCAGAGGAGAAGAGCCCUGGACAGCAGCCCCCAAAGCCAUCCCUGCGGAAGGAUGUGGGACCCAUGUACUCCUAUGUUGCACUCUACAAGUUCCUGCCACAAGAAAACAACGACCUGGCCCUGCAGCCCGGAGAUCGAAUCAUGCUGGUGGAUGACUCUAAUGAAGACUGGUGGAAGGGCAAGAUCGGCGACCGGAUUGGCUUCUUCCCAGCCAAUUUCGUGCAGCGGGUGAGGCCAGGCGAGAACGUUUGGCGCUGCUGUCAGCCCUUCUGUGGGAACAAGGAACAGGGCUACAUGAGCCUCAAGGAGAACCAGAUCUGUGUCGGCGUGGGCAGAAGCAAGGAUGUUGAAGGCUUCAUCCGAGUCAGCAGUGGCAAGAAGCGGGGCUUGGUGCCAGCCGACUCCCUGGCAGAGAUCUGACAGAAACCAAGAGAACCUAGAUGCUACCCCUGCCCGUGCCUGGCCCUCGCUUCUGGCCUGAGAAGGAAGCCGGCAUCCUGGCCAACCCUUCCUCUCCCUGUCUCUCCUAAGCAUCACCCACCCCCACUUGGGAGCCUUCUGCACUGAGGAAGGUUUUCUGUCUUGGGUGGGGUAUCCUGAAUGGGGUGAUCUUCUGGGACUUGGGGAAGGGAGUUAAAAGUGGGAAGACACGAGGAAGCCACAGGUAGCCCACCCAGUGCCCAGGUACCACCUAAUCAAGUUGCCACAAUGAGUCCCACCCUAGGAGUCUCCCGCGGUCUUCAGAGACUUUACCUGCCCACACUGCCCAUGCAUGCCUGACGCCUUUGCCCACAGCCUUUGCUUGGGUCUGUGUGUCCACCCCUUUGCAAAUAGGGCCUUGUGAGAGGGCCUUUUGCUGUUCCUCAGCUCGCCACUCUGGACUGAGAGGGGACUGAGGACCGUGGUAGAGCCCUGAAGUCACCACCUGUCACUCCUUCAAUUCUCAGGAAAGUUCAGGAAUCUUUUCCAUUACUUGAAACUCAUUCCGACAGAGCAGGGGCAGUACUGAGGUCUGGAGGGGAUGGGAAAUGUAGGAAACUGGUCUGUUAAAGAUGGUGGCACACGCCUUUAAUCCCAGCACUCCGGAAGCAGAGGCAGGUGGAUCUCUGUGAGUUCGAGGCCAGGCUGAUCUACAGAGCAAGUUCCAGGACAGGCUCCAAAGCUGCACAGAGAAACCCUGUCUUGGAAACCCUCCCACCCCCAAAAAAAGGGAUGGUCCCCACAGAGCCGCCUCAUCCUACCUUUGUCUACUAGAAAUUGGUGUCCAAGAGCAGCUUGGACACAGACCCAGCUGAGAACAAGACACUGACCCCUGUUUGGUCAAAACAUUUCUCGGUUAGGAUUCUAGAAAUCCCCGUUACCAGAAGCAGCCAGUCAGGGUAGUCUGUGGUUAUGAGUUCUGGUCUCUCUAAAAGCUCUGCCCUCAGAUGGACCAAACUUACCCUUCUCACCAGGCUCUACAGGGCCCGUCUCUGGGAGGAAUAUCUUGAGAGACAGAGAAAGGAUAUGGAAAGUUCGUUUUGGCCACCAGGAAGGGGUCUAGGAACCCCUGGCCCUUGUGGGCAGGAUGAAGGACCUCUCAAAGGCUGCUUUUUACCCCCUGGUACCAGCCCCCGCCCUCCAAGCUCAGAGCCUUCCUUUUGUGCCCUGAUCACGUCAGCCAAUGCCACGCCCAUUUCUGGGCACAGUCAUGCCCCCCAUACAGUGAAGGGACACAGAUUCUCCUGCCCAACACACCUUGCCCCACCUUCCCCACUAAGAGGGGACUAAAGCCACACUGCCCUUGUUUGCUGCCAUGAGCCCCCCCCCCAGCAAAAUCCCCGGGGCGGGCCCAACCCACUGUACAUGAGGCUGCAUGACGGGUCUGCGGGGGAAUUGCUGAGCCCCCAGCCCAAAAUUAAAUGUUUGUUGUCUCGG
Molecule: messenger RNA, 3119 nt
Organism: Mesocricetus auratus (golden hamster)
Lineage: Eukaryota; Metazoa; Chordata; Mammalia; Rodentia; Cricetidae
Gene: Stac2
Product: SH3 and cysteine rich domain 2
Exons: 11
Coding region: 393-1622 (409 amino acids)
Biological process (GO): skeletal muscle contraction; positive regulation of protein localization to plasma membrane; positive regulation of voltage-gated calcium channel activity
Cellular component (GO): extrinsic component of cytoplasmic side of plasma membrane
Molecular function (GO): protein binding
Source: RefSeq, a predicted model, not a curated record